GGACAGAGAUCAGAGCCAGCUAGUAACAACUAAGCAAGAUCAUCACGAACCAACCCAAAUCCUCCCAAUAAAUAGCCACUCUAUUCCACUUUUUUCUUUCAUUCAUCUACCAAAAUUAAAGCAUGGCAUCUUUUCAAGCGAAAAUGCUCUUCAUGGGCCUCUUAAUCUUUUGCAUGGCUUUAGUAGUCUCAUCGCGUAACAGACCUUACACGCCUCCAGCUGUCGCGCAUUUGACGGAUUACUUCCCUCCUGUCUCCGUCGAUAAAGGGUUUUCUAACUUUUUUGGAGGCUCAAAUAUCCGGCUGCUCAGUAAUGGCUCCAUGGCCAGCCUUGCUCUCGACAAAUCCUCUGGAUCCGGAAUGGUCUCGAAAAGCAAAUAUUACUAUGGAUUCUUCAGUGCUGCAAUUAAGCUGCCAUCGGGUCUCUCUCCUGGAGUUGUAGUAGCCUUCUAUUUGUCAAAUGCAGAUACUUCCCCUCAUAACCAUGAUGAAAUUGACAUCGAGCUGCUUGGUCAUGAUAAAAGAAACGACUGGGUCCUCCAAACAAAUAUCUACGCUAAUGGAAGUGUAAGCACCGGAAGGGAAGAGAAAUUCUAUUUCUGGUUUGACCCUACAGAGCAGCACCAUCAAUACAGCAUCAUCUGGAAUAAUCAUCAUAUAGUGUUUUUGGUGGACAACAUACCUGUAAGAGAGUUUCCACGCAACAGCGGCUUCUCUUCCGUUUAUCCGUCAAAACCAAUGUCGAUUUACGCAACGAUUUGGGAUGGAUCGGAGUGGGCGACUCAUGGAGGAAAAUACCCAGUUAACUAUAAAUAUGCUCCCUUUGUGGUUUCAUUUGCAGAUAUGAAACUGAGUGGGUGUAUAUUGAAUCCAACAGAGCAAGUUUCUUCAUGUUCAAAGGCCGGUGUUUCUAGCUCCGACCCAGUUGAGGGAGCAGAGUUUGUAAGGCUAUCAGAGAAGCAGCUUGAGGCAAUGAACUGGGCUAGACGGAAGCUUAUGUUCUACUCGUAUUGUAACGAUAGAUCCAGAUUCAAGGUCCUCCCACCAGAGUGCAAGUGAUCAGGAAUCUUUUGGGUAUUUUAUCCUACUUUUAAUCAUUUUUGCCCCUCCCUGGGUUGAGAGGGUGGAAGUAAAUAACAACAGUAAAGGCAUGCUA
Messenger RNA from Carya illinoinensis, 1155 nucleotides. Its product is annotated as probable xyloglucan endotransglucosylase/hydrolase protein 33. The transcript is spliced from 4 exons. NCBI's taxonomy places the organism in Eukaryota, Viridiplantae, Streptophyta, Magnoliopsida, Fagales, Juglandaceae. Gene Ontology annotation, biological process: cell wall biogenesis; xyloglucan metabolic process. Bases 123 to 1058 code for a protein of 311 amino acids. Gene Ontology annotation, cellular component: apoplast; cell wall. Gene Ontology annotation, molecular function: xyloglucan:xyloglucosyl transferase activity; hydrolase activity, hydrolyzing O-glycosyl compounds. The record is from RefSeq and is a predicted model, not a curated record.